This is a messenger RNA of Arvicanthis niloticus (Nile rat), 3970 nucleotides long. Lineage: Eukaryota; Metazoa; Chordata; Mammalia; Rodentia; Muridae. The record is from RefSeq and is a predicted model, not a curated record.
GAGAGGAGCCCGCGUUUGUGGAAUAAGAAUCAGAGCAGCCGGAAGUGUUGUGAAACCAGGAAGAGGGCUGCUGCCUGAUUUCACUCCCAAGUAAAUGUUUGACUGGAUGUUUGCCUGUCUCUGAGUCUGGUUCUACAGAUCAAACUGGGGAGAAUGGGAACUCAUGGGGAGCCAUCAUAACGAAGAUCCCGAGCCCCAGGACUGCAGCAUCCAUCGAGCGGGCGCCACCCACCGUGGUAGUCCUUCAGCAAGAUGCUUGCUGGCAGCACAAGGUGAGCCACAGAGGCUGAGCCGGGUCAUUCCUCCUAGCUCUUUUGAUGUUGGAGAUUAACAAAGACGGGGAGAAAGGCACUGACAGGCUAAUCUGCAGGCAGGCAGACCUGAAAAGGCAGAGCUAGGAUAGAUUUACUCCGUGUCAGUCAGUCAGAGCCACGAAGGAGGUUCUGGGAAUCAGUGGCCAUCCCAGGCCUCUCUGGGCCAGGCUCCAGCUAGAGUCUGAAAGAAUCAGAGGAAGGAAAGCUGCUGUGCUCUGUCUGGGAUGAGGAGGAGCCGUCAACCAGGAACUGAUACCCAUCCCAGGACCAGGCAGUUAAAUAUCACCUGUGACAACUCAGUGGACGGGGAGGUCUUCCUCCAUUACUCCCUCAUCCCAUCAACAAGAACAUCGGAGACAAAGAGAUGACACCUCCCACCUCCUGGGGAACCACUUUGGAAUCAUCGUGCCUCUGGACUUCGUGGGGACUUUUAGUAACCGAUGGUCCUAUGGAGUGGCCUUUGGGGCCACAGCCAAUAAGGUCAUGUUCUUGUUCUCAGAAGGCUAUCAGCCCCUGAAGGUUCCGCAGUGGGCCCAAGCCUUUGUGCUUCUCAUCGGGGGCAUGGAAGUUGGCCUCUCCUACUUCCCCUUCUUUGCCUGCCUGUCCUCAGAGUUCCAGCUGGUCAGCUCCAUCCUGGGCUUCGGCUACUCCCUGACCUGGUUUGUGGUUACUGUUCUUCAGAUCUCACAGUGUCCCCAUGGGCAGUUUCUGGGGAGGUUCGAGACCCUCAUUUUCUACUGGCCCUCACUGUUGUGCCUGGGUUUCCUGCUGGGUCGUUUCCUGCACAUGUUCCUUAAGGCUCUGCCUAUCCACCUCGGCCUGGCGCCUCAGACAGAAGAAAAGUCGAUGCUGGAGGCCCACCAGGCAGAACAUGUGAAGCAGCUCUUGAGGAAGCCCCGCCCACAAGAAGGAGAAAAGUCUUGGUUUCAAACCAGGGUGUAUGAGUGGGACCCCUGCUUCCAGUUUCCCAGCAGGAUGAUUGGGACCCUCCUGCUGGCCUUCAUCUGCCUCUACCUUUUCAUCGUCAUUGAGUUUUGUGUGUUCCUACAUGUGAAAGACCAGUUGGACAUGUUUGAAGACAAGCUGGAGAGCUACCUCACCGACAUGAACGAGACAGGGACCUUGACCCCAGUCAUCCUACAGGUGAAAGAACUGAUCAGCGUCUCUAAAGGGGUCUGGGUGGUGACCAUUUUGCCUGCUGCCCUCACGUGUAUCACCUAUCUCUUCCACAUUUUGGCCUGUUACAGAAAGCAUAUGAAGAGGCUGUGGGCUGGAGACAAACACUUCCUCCCUCAGAAGUUCCAUAGUCCCUCUUCAGCAGCGAGUGUGGUGGCCAUUGCAAGAUACUCUGGCUGGCAAAUAGCCUACAUCCUCUGGGGCUACCUCAUCAUCCAUGUGGUUCAGAGUCUCUGUGGUGUGAUGCUCAUGUAUGGCCUGGUGCUGCCCAUCAUCCACCACCAAGGCCUGGAGAUGCUGCAAGGACUUGGCCUUGGGGUCCUCACCCUAUCCGUAGCCGUGGGCCUUAUAAUCCUACAAGUGUGGAUUGCUGGCACGUUCUUCCUGCAGCCCAAGCUGGGCAUAGCUGACAAGCAGAAGCCCCUGGCUCUCAACAACAGGAGAGCCUUCCACAACUUCAACUACUUCCUCUUUUUCUACAAUGUGCUGCUGGGCCUGGGUGCCUGCCUCUCCAGGCUGCUCGUCAGCUGCCUCCUGGGCACGUGGCUGAUUGCACGAAUUGACAGGACCAUCAUGCAGAGCGGCUAUGAGGGGGCAGACAUGGGCUUCGGUGCAUGGAUUGGUAUGCUCUUUGUGGACCACUACCACACCAACCCUGUGUUGGUUAGCUUUUGCCACAUUCUGAUCACAAGCCACAAGGAUGGGAAGCUGCAGAAGACUGUGAAAUACUGGUGCCUGAACCAGUCAGCAGGUCCCCGAUUCUCAGCCAGAGCCAGAACGAGGUGGUUCCUGCUACAGACGCUCAUCAACAAUCCCAGGCUUGUCACGCUCAGAAAAUCAAAAUCAGGUCAGAGUUCAGGAGAGGUCACACAGAUUCUCCUGACCUGCUCAGACUGCUGAUUGGGCCACCAACUUCUGCUCCAAGGCCAGGCCAUCCCCUCUCAUGAAGGCCUCAACUUAACUACCAGCAAUUCCCUACAACAGGACAGGAUGACAUGGGCACUGUUCAUGUACAUGAUAGACAGCACUGACCACUCCUGGGAUGGCCAUAGAGACCAAUGGCUUAAGUCUAGAAUGAUCUCAAUUCCUUGGGAAAAAAGAAAAAUAAUAUAAAAAGCAAUUCUGUGGAACAAAUUUUGCCCAUCAGUGACCUCCCGUGUUUGUGGGAAGGCCGCCAUGGGGGUCACCUGCUAAGAAGCAUGAAGUAGAGGCUGGAUAAAUGAGAUGGCUCAGGGGCUAAGUGCACUAGAUUUUACUUGCAGAGGACUCAAGUUUGGUUCCCAGCAUUCACAUUGGGCAGCUCACAAGUGUCUGUAACCCUAGCUCCAAGGGAUCUGACCCAUUUCUGGGCUCUUCAAGCACUUGCACAAAUGUGGCAGACACAUAUACACAUAAGUAAAAACAAUAAAGAAAAUGAAUCUUUAAAACAAUUUAAAAAAAAAGAAGUAUGAAGUGAACUUCUUGCCUCAAAGCCUACUGGGAGUAGAAUCAGGUGAUCCAGGCCUUCCUCCUAAAGCUAGUCUAUCUGUGGGAUCCCCUACAAAAGCCAAGCAGACGUGGAAUAGGCCUGCAUUCCAGGUGGAGAACAGCAAUACUGAGUCUGCGAGCAGGAGACCUAAAGCAUUUUGAUGAUGCUGUUCAUGUUGGGGACAGAGGCUGAAAGACAGUGAAGCUUAUUCAAAAGACACAUGUGUCAGGCUGGGCGGUGUGGACAUUGUCCUUGUGCAGAUCUCAGUACUAUCCAAAUGGCCCAGGACAGAUACAGUCUGGCCAUUGAAAGUCCUGAGCCCGAGCAAGUGCUGUGAGGACCCAAAAUCUCGAGCACUUGCACCCAGUUGCUGUGUAAAGUUGGUCCUGCUGGUGCAUGCGCCAGGGUUGUCACUUUUAGCUGAGUCUUUACGACAGCUCUUUGACAAUUUGUUGGGAAAAUUAAGAGCCCCUUCCCCACCCCAUACACAACACAUGUCACUUUCUAGCUCUGUGGCCAAACAACUUUGUCUUUCUCUAUUCUCAGACAUCUAUAUCUGCAAAAGGGGCCAGCAUUCCAGCUCCAUGUAUUAUCUUGAGGAUAAAAUUAUUCAAAGCACACAGAUUCAUCUAAGCUUGUGCCUGAUACUCUAAACUCUCAAAAGCAGAGAUUCAACUUUGGUUGUCUGUAUGGUUUGAGUGUAAACAGUAUCUCCCAAACACCCAGGUACCUGUUAAGACUUUGGUCCCUAGGAUGGCACCAUGCAGAGGGGUGGGACCUUUAGGAGUGGUACCUAGUAGGAGGUCCUUAAGUCACUGGAGGCAUGUCCUUGAAGGAGACCAUGGGACUCUGGUCUUUUUGUUUCUCAGCUGAUGGGAUGAGCAUUUUUGUUUACUAGACAUUCCUAUCACACAUGACAUGAUGCCUCAUUAGAAACCAAAAUCAAUGGGACAUUUCAUCGUAGACUGUGGUCUCCAAAACCAUGAGCUCAAAUAAAUUUUUUUUCCAUACA